Fusarium fujikuroi IMI 58289 is the source of this 312-nucleotide messenger RNA. RefSeq lists its product as uncharacterized. The transcript has a single exon. NCBI's taxonomy places the organism in Eukaryota, Fungi, Ascomycota, Sordariomycetes, Hypocreales, Nectriaceae. The coding region runs from base 1 to 312 and encodes 103 amino acids. The record is from RefSeq and is a predicted model, not a curated record.
AUGUUCCAGCCCCUUCAUCAUCCAUCCUAUCCCGUUACUUCUUUCUACCACAAAGCCCUAGGAAAAGCCGAUGUCGAAAAGCUACCUGGCAAACCGGUGCCAAAGGUCCCAAGACAUGAGAAUCCCUGGCAAGACGCCCAAAACACAGAACAAGGUUCGAUUGCAGCGCCGUUGAGCUUCCAAGUCCUCAUUUCGCAAAAGAAGGAUAUGGUGUAUCUCACGAUGGAUUUUUGCAAUGUCACGGUGGAUCUCACUAAUGGCCUUGUUGAGGCGAGCCUCCACGUUGUUGAUGGUGCCGUAGGAGGUGGAUGA